This is a messenger RNA of Colletotrichum scovillei, 2609 nucleotides long. RefSeq lists its product as uncharacterized. NCBI's taxonomy places the organism in Eukaryota, Fungi, Ascomycota, Sordariomycetes, Glomerellales, Glomerellaceae. Bases 726 to 2369 code for a protein of 547 amino acids. The record is from RefSeq and is a predicted model, not a curated record. The transcript has 4 exons. Gene Ontology annotation, biological process: carbohydrate transport; transmembrane transport. Gene Ontology annotation, cellular component: membrane. Gene Ontology annotation, molecular function: carbohydrate:proton symporter activity.
GACCGAGAAAACGAGUAGCUGGUACCCGCCAAGCAGUGUCACGUCCUCAGACGUAUACUUCAAGGUUAGAAAACGAACAUGGUGAACUUGAUCUGACAGCUCAAGGCGAGAUCCGGGGAAUCCAUCGAGGCAACACCUCUUUGCAUGUCCUUUGCCCGAAAGUCGGGUGCUGGUGGACUGGCCCGUCGCUCAAGUGGCAACCCAGCAUCCGCAGGUGUUGCUCUGAGAAUUCUGAAAGGACAAGGGGUCGGUAGGGGGGUGCGUGAACGAGGGUGGUGCAACCAACGAUCUGCCCAGCCAGUACAAGCAAAACCCAAGGACCAUUCGCCCUAGUCCAGCCGCCUUUUCGGUCCCAUGUGGGAAUGGGCCGUCCUUCCACCCCAUGCAAGGGUGGUAGGCUCGAAACGGCCGAACUAAUUGAUGGGCAAUUGAAGGUUGGGGUUCGUUCUUACCAAGAACCGCUUCCUCUCCAUCGGAAUCUUACUCCUCAUCCCCGUCGCAGGUGAUUUCCAAGGCCGAAAAUCAUAAAACCUCGGCGUGCCCCCGCGAUCCCUGGCCUGCUUUGUCUCGAGCUCUCCAUCCUCAACCCUCCCCUCAUCCACUUUCCCGCCUCCAAGAUCCAUUACACACAGCUCGGUCUGUGGUGAUCGGCCAUCUCAGCUUACUCCCUCUCAGCCAACUACAAAGGGAACUUGCGCCUCGGCUGCGUGCCGCACACAGUCAACAUGUCCGAGAAGAUUGAUACCGUGGACACUGUCCACGCCCACGACCAUGACUCCGACAAGAAGGAAAUCCAGACCAAGGUCGUCAGGGGUAGCGAGGCCUUCAACGAGGCCAUGAUCAAGGAGCCCCCUAGUGCCUGGACCAAAGCCCAGCUGAUGAUCUACGCCUUCUCCCUCAUCGGUUUCUUCUGUUCUACCAUGAACGGUUAUGAUGGUUCCUUGAUCAACAACCUGCUUCAGAACCCUUCUUUCAAGGAUCGUUAUGGCGCCAAGAACGACGGUAUUUGGGCUGGUAUUAUCUCUUCCAUGUACCAGAUUGGUGGUGUUGUGGCUCUUCCCUUUGUCGGUCCCGCCCUCGACACCUGGGGUCGCAGAAUCGGCAUGUUCAUCGGUGCAGCCAUCAUCAUUAUCGGUACCUGCAUCCAGGCAACUGCCAAUGGCACUAGCCAAUUCAUGGGAGGUCGGUUCCUGCUCGGUUUCGGUGUCUCCAUCGCCGCAUCCGCUGGACCCAUGUACGUCGUCGAGAUCAACCAUCCAGCCUACCGCGGAGUCGUUGGAGCGCUAUACAAUACCCUGUGGUUUUCUGGAGCUAUUAUUGCUUCUGGUGCAGCCCGCGGAGCCCUGGACAUCGAGGGCGAUGCCUCGUGGCGUCUCAUCACCUGGCUUCAGGCUCUGUUUUCCGGACUCAUUGUCAUCUUCUGCAUGUUUAUGCCAGAGUCUCCCAGAUGGCUAUUCGUCAACAAUAAGAAGGAGAAGGCUGCCGAAGUACUCGCAAAGUACCACGGAAAUGGCAACCCCGACUCUCCAUGGGUCAAGCUCCAGCUACACGAGUAUGAAGAACUCCUCAACAUGGACGGCGCCGACAAGCGCUGGUGGGACUACCGUGCGCUGUUCCGCAACCGCGCUUCCGUCUACCGUCUCUCCUGCAACGUCUGUAUCUCAAUCUUCGGUCAGUGGGCCGGCAACGCUGUGCUGUCGUACUUCCUCGGAUCCGUUCUCGACACCGCCGGCUAUACCCACCCCAUCCAGCAAGCCAACAUCACCCUCAUCAACUCUUGCCAGCAGUUCCUGUGCGCCAUCUUUGGUGCUUUGCUCGUUGAUAGAGUCGGUCGUCGUCCCCUACUGCUCUUCUCUUUCACCGCUUGCACAAUUGUUUGGCUCGGCAUGACUGUCGCCUCAGGUAUUUUGUCCAAGUCUCAGAUCGGCGAGACGGACAGUGGUGCCCCCAUCUUCAACAACCCGGCUGCGUCCCAGGCUUGCUUGGCCAUGAUCUUCAUCUUCGGUUCCGUCUACUCGGUCGGUAUCACGCCCCUUCAGGCUCUUUACCCCGUCGAGGUGCUCUCCUUCGAGAUGCGCGCCAAGGGUAUGGCCUUCUCCAACUUGGCUGUCAACGCCGCCGGCCUCCUGAACCAGUUCGCCUGGCCCGUCUCCAUGGAGAAGAUUGCCUGGAAGACUUACAUCAUCUUCACCAUCUGGGACGCAGUCCAGACCGCUGUCAUCUACGUCUUCAUUCCCGAGACCAAGGGUCGCACUCUCGAGGAACUCGAUCACAUCUUCGCUGCCGACAAGCCAGUCAAGGCUUCCAUCCAGAAGAAGGAGGUCGCUGUCGACCGCUACGGCGAUGUUGUCAACGUCCAGGACGUCUAAACGCUUCAACCAGCUUACGAUGUCAAUCAAAUUACGUGAUCCAGAGAGCGAGAUAGUUGUGGCGCUGUGUUCUGUCGGGGAGUAAAGAUUUAAUGAUACAAGGACACGGAAACAGCUGGGUCGUGUCACCUAUUUUUUGCAUGGUUGGCGAGGUUUUAUGUUUUGGGGCCGCUUUACGGCGGCUGUUGAAUACGGGCCACCCAAUCGCAAGCCUUUGCUAUCUUCUAUACCUAUUAUACC